CGAAUUAAAGUGAACACCAAACCCACACGUGAGUCUGCAGCAGUGUAUUUGAAAUGAAGCGUCUGUAUGUGGGUGGCCUCAGUCAUUCAGUGACAGACAAAGAUCUGAAGGAUCGAUUUGGAAAGUUUGGAAAAGUGGAAGAUGUGGAGCUGAAGACCAGGACCGACACGCAUGGAGUUCCAUACAAAACUUUUGGCUACAUCAACAUCAACAUUUCUGAUUCGGAUCUCAAGAAAUGUCUGAGUGUUCUGAACAAGACCCAGUGGAAAGGCGGGACCCUGCGGAUCGAGGCAGCCAAAGAGAGCUUUCUGCAGCGUUUGUCACAGGAGCGUGAGGACUUGGCUCAGCUCUCCCUGACCCCUCCUGGACCCUCCUCCCACAGAAAGUUCUUGGACUCUCUGAAAGAAGCGGGAGUCUCUAACUUCACCAUGAAGUCUGCGGUCCCCGGCACCGAGAUCCCAGGACACAAGAACUGGGUGGUGGGGAAGUUUGGCCGGGCUCCCGUGCUCCAGCUCAAGUGUCGUCGCGGUGACAGAGUGCGGACAGUCAAGUACGAUCCGUCCAAAUAUGGGCAGAACCUGCGUGUGCUGGCCCUGCCCUCUGGCCCUGAGGACACGCCCACACCUGUGUCACAUCUCACCUGGACGGUAGAGGGUGGAGACGAUGACAUCAGCCGCAAAAGGAGAGGAGAGUUUCUCCCCUACACCCCAAAGCGGAGGAAAAUGAAGGAAAAAUGGAUGGCUCCAGUCGUCCAAAUCGGAAUGUUCCGUGCACCUCUUAACAGCGAAUCAGAAGAAGAACUGCUGCAGAUCAAAAACAGCUCCCACAAUGUAUUGAGGCCAGAGGACAACACCCUGGAGGUGGUUUCAUCAGAAUACACCCACAGGAAGAAAGAUGAGGAUGAUUGCGACUCAGCGGACACAGACGAAUUGUUCUCCAGAAAACCCCAGAUGAACCAAAACAAAAUUGCUCCAGAAAAAAAGCACAAAAAACAAAAUGGACGCCGCUCUGAAUAUGACUCGAUAGACAAUGGGAACAAAGAGGAUUCCGGGAAGAAGGUGCAGAAAGUCAAGAAAUCUGUUAAGAUGACUGAAGUAAAAAAUGUUCAGCUACAAGAGCGCAAAAUGGAAGACAAGGAGAGUUUAAAGGGACAUGGACAAGAUACUAAAGUAGGAAGCAAGGAUAGGAGAGAGGAGAUGAAACAAGGAGGCAAGGAGGUAGAUUCCGAGGAUGAUUCCGAUUAUGAUUACAACUCUUUGUUUUCCAAUGUUGUUCGAUUAGAAAUGUCGCUAUCGGACCUCGAAAUGUUAGCCGAAAAAUAUGCUCCUGAGGGUUCGACUCCAACUCCCAGAAUCCUCAGUGUGGAUGACAUCAGUGGUUCCUGCACAUCCAAAAAAGGCACAACACCAGAGGAGAUCCUGGCAUCCAUUUUGGAGGGAGGAUCGACUGACGAAGAGGAGAGGAUGGGCAGGAAGAGCAAACAAAAAAAGAGGAGUGUGGCUGUGAUGUCAUUUCCUGCAUUCAGAGGGACCGAAGAGUUAGAGAAAAAGUAUGGAGGAAAGAUGGAGGAGGAAGACGAGGCAAACGCCAGCAGCGAAGGAGAGCGAGAUGAGGUUAGCUCUGCUCAAAGUGAACCCUCCAGCGAUAAUGAAGAGGAUGAAAAGGACGAAGAGGACAACAAAGAUGGUUCAGAAAAAGAAACUUCCAGCAGUGAGCGAGAUGAAGACAGUUCUGAGUUGAGCAGCGAAGAUGAAGAGGAGGAAGCGGCGUCUCAACCAAUCAGAGCCAUUGUUGAUCCAUUGAAAACCAAUCUGAAAAGAUCUGCCCCUGAGGAGGAGGCGGAGCUUCAGAGGAGAGCCAAUGAGAGGAGGCUGGCAGCUGUCCAGCAGAGACAGAAGGAGGCUGAGCAAAAUCGCAAACUAAUCCAGGGGGCGUUGUCCAAAACUGGUGAGAGACCUGACAGUGCCCUAGGUGGAUCGGGAGGGAAGCACAUUGUCUUUGGCUCCGAGGAGGAAGAGGAGGAAGAGGAGACCCAUAAACCUGAAGAAACACAAGAGCUGCCCUCAACCAAUCAGAACAGGGCUUCAUCAGCUCCUCGUUUGUUUGACAGCGAUGAUGAUGAAGAGGACGAAGAGGAGGGGGAGCAAGAGCAGUUUGAGAUUAGACCUGAGUUUGAAGGAGCUGCAGGACACAAGCUGAUGGCGCUACAGUCUCGCUUUGGGACAGAUGAGCGAUUCAAGAUGGAUUCUCGUUUCCUGGAUGACGUAGCAGAGAGUGAAGAGGGGGAGGGCUCAGAUCAUGCAGAUGCAAUGAGCGAGCAGCAGGAGGCUCUGGAGCAGGAGAAACAUAAGAACCUGUCAAUCCUUCAGAGCAUCCUUGGCCCCAGCACUGCUCCAGCACAACCAGGAGGAGGCAGCAGAGCCAAGGCCCAGACCUUCAGGGACGUGUCGGCACUGCACUACGACCCCAGCAAAGAGGAACACGCUGCAUUUGAGAAGAAACUCGAGGAGACCAAAGAGAGUAAAGCGUCACGGAGGAAGAAGAGAGAAGAGGCUCAGAAACUUCCAGAAGUGUCCAAAGAAAUCUACUUUGAGGUCAACACUGAUCUGAAGUCUGUUUUCGGGAAAGAGACAGAAAAACGGGAAAACCAGGAGAAAGACAAGGAAGAGGAGAGGAACUGGGACCAGAAGGAGGAAGGAGAUGAGGAGAGAGGAGACAAGGAGCUUGGAAACAAGGAGGGUGGAGAGAAGACAGAAAAGGAAGAAAGCGGAGAAUUCAAGUUCUCUUUUUUUGGAGAUGAACCUGAGCCACAAACACAACAGAUUGAAUAUAAAGUGCAGAAUAUUUUGGCACCGAAGUUGUCAUGGCAACAUGACCCCAGACUGAACGACAGCAGCGAGGAAGAGGAGGAUGAAGAGAGAGGAGAGGAAGAGGAUAAGGAGGAAAAUGAGGAGAGCGCUGCACCAGAGAAAUCUACAGAAGCGACAUCAAGUCUAUUCUUCUUCUUUACCAAUGACCCACGGCUCACAGAUGGACCUCGAUGGUUCUGCAGAACUUCACUGGAGGAACAGAGAGAGACCUGGGAUGAGACCAGGACCCAGCUCAGACAGGACUGUAAGAAGAAGCACAAAGAUGCACGGAGGAAACUGCGUGUGCAGCGCUGAGCAUCAUGGUAGAA
This is a messenger RNA of Periophthalmus magnuspinnatus, 3178 nucleotides long. It is a transcript of the gene nol8, whose product is annotated as nucleolar protein 8. The record is from RefSeq and is a predicted model, not a curated record. Gene Ontology annotation, molecular function: RNA binding. Lineage: Eukaryota; Metazoa; Chordata; Actinopteri; Gobiiformes; Gobiidae.